Erigeron canadensis is the source of this 1599-nucleotide messenger RNA. RefSeq lists its product as uncharacterized. Bases 1 to 1599 code for a protein of 532 amino acids. The transcript has a single exon. NCBI's taxonomy places the organism in Eukaryota, Viridiplantae, Streptophyta, Magnoliopsida, Asterales, Asteraceae. The record is from RefSeq and is a predicted model, not a curated record.
AUGACUUUGGCAUUAGAAACUAAAAAUAAGCUAGGAUUCAAUAAUGGUGAUUGUGAAAAAGAUGAAGAUAAUGAAAUUCUUGCUAGUCAAUGGGAUAGAUGUAAUGUUGUGGUCUUGUCUUGGAUUAUUGGUUCAAUUUCUGAAGAACUUUAUAUGUGUCAAAUAUUCUCUAGAAAUGCUAGUGAAGUCUGGAAAGAAUUGAAAGAAACUUAUGAUAAAGUAGAUGGAUCUGUAAUAUUCAAUCUGCAUCUUAAAAUCAAUUCACUUAAACAAAAUGGGUCAUCUCUGUCAGAUUAUUAUCAUAUACUAAAUUCUUUGUGGAAACAGUAUGAUGCUCUUGUUAAUUUACCUGCUUGUGCUUGUAAAGUUGCUAAGGAUUUUCAAAAUCAUAAUAAAUUGCUCAGGUUAAUGCAGUUUUUAAUGGGUCUUAAUGAUGUCUAUAUGCCAAUGAGAACUAAUAUUUUAACAAGAGAACCUAUUCCUGAUGUUAAAUCUGUUUAUGCUAUAAUUUCUAGAGAAGAGUCACAUAGAACUAUGUCUGUGCAUGAUAAUUCAUCUAAAGUUCAACCUUCUGUGUUUAAUGCUCAAAGAAUUGACAAUAGGAAAGGGUUUAAUAGAGGUCCUAAUCCAAACUUAAAAUGUAAAAAGUGCAAUAUGAUAGGACAUACUAUUGAUAGGUGUUAUGAGAUUGUUGGUUAUCCACCUGGUUUUAAAAAGAAAUUUAAUCCAAAUACAAAAUAUGUUUCAAGUAAUAAUGUGAUUACUGAUUCUAUUAAUAAUGGUUCUACUAGUAAUUCCGAUUCCUUUUCUAGUAGUUCUUUGUCUUUUACUCAUGAGCAGAUGGUGAAACUGUUGAAUCUCAUCAAUGAUAAACCAGUUCCUAGUACAAGUUUUAAUGCCAAUAUGGCAGGUAUUAUAUUAGAUUCUGAAUGCUUAUUUGGAAAGAACUUGUCUAAAAUUUGGUGUUUAAAUGCUUUGUCUAAUUUUAAAUUUGUGGAUGGAAAAUGGGUUGUAGAUUCUGGUGCAAAUCAACAUUUAACAUGUGAUGAAAGUUGUUUAUUCAAUGUAGAAGAUAUAAGUGAUUUAAAUAUUACAGUUGGACAUCCUAAUGGAACUAUUACUAAAAUUAAGAAAAUAGGAAAUGUGAGUCUGUCAAAUAAUGUGAUUCUUUUUGAUGUUCUGUUUGUACCAGAAUAUAAAGUAAAUCUAGUUUCAGUUCAUAAGAUGUCUAGAGAUUCUAAACUGUUUGUUGGUUUUGAUGAGAAUGCUUGUUAUAUUCAGGAUUUGAAAUCAAAGAACCUGGUGGGGACUGGUAGUGAAUAUGGUGGAUUAUAUAUGCUUGAUAGUCAUGAUAGGUAUAGUAAUUUUGUUUGCUCUAAUGUGACUACUUGUUAUCUGUCUAAAGUAACUUGGCUUAAUAGAUUGGGACAUCCUGCUGAUCAGGUUCUAUAUGUUUUAAGAAAUGAUUUGGAAAUUGAUAAUACUAAACAAGUUUUUCCUUGUGAAAUUUGUCAUAAAGCUAAACAAAUUAGAGAACCAUUUCCAAUAAGUGAUCAUAAAACUAAAGGGUUGGGAGAAUUGAUUCAUCUUGAUGUCUAG